Molecule: messenger RNA, 691 nt
Organism: Solanum stenotomum
Lineage: Eukaryota; Viridiplantae; Streptophyta; Magnoliopsida; Solanales; Solanaceae
Exons: 6
Coding region: 1-597 (198 amino acids)
Source: RefSeq, a predicted model, not a curated record
AUGACCAGCUUUUUGAAUGGGUUGAUUGUCUUUUGGAGUUCGGGUGCCGGAGAGUUAUCGGAGUUGUGUGAAUCUGUAUAUGCAAUAUUAACUCUCUUUGUGCUGGAUAACAUUGUGGGAUUUAAACCUCUGUAUCUUCUUGAUUAUAUAUCUUCUUUUGACGAUCACAUUGGUAAUAUCUUCUCCAGGUGGCAGUUGCCAGAUACAGAAAACUCUGUACAAGCCUCAACGGCAAAUGACUUGCGUCGCGAUAAAUACACACCUAUUAAUCCUGAAAAACUUAAAGCUGCAGCUAUGGGGAUGUCUCAAAUUGCAAAGGCAUUUGCUAUUGCCACUGCUCUUGUCUUUGGUGGUUCCGCCUUGACGUUUGGCUUGGCAGCAUCCAAGCUAGAGUUGCACAAUCCUGAUGAUAUCCGGACGAAAGGGAAGGACAUCGUUCAGCCAAGAUUGGAAACAUUCAAAGAGCAGCUGAGUCCUUUAAGGAUUUGGGCUGAAGAGAAGUCGAAAAAAUGGCGUUUAGAGAAAAAUGAAGACUUUAAAGAGAAGCCUUUAAUAAAAGAGCUCUCUAAAAUAUUAGGUGCCAAGUCGUCGAACUAAUACCAAUGCAUUCAUCAGAAGAUUUUGUUUUCUUCUCUCUCCCUGUGUAAUCUUGAAUAAUAUAACCUGUCAGCAGUUGGUAUUUUCUAUGCAU